CAGUUACCCAAUAUAAAAUUAUUUAUUUAUUGGUAUUAAUACUUAUUUAUAAAUAUACAGAUUACAUUACAUUACAAAGUGAAUUCGCACAAAUGUAUUAUUAAACUUUAUGGAAUAACUCAAGCUCCAAAAGAAAAAAAUUACAUCAUGGUUUUAGAUUAUGCAGAGCAUGGGAGUUUACGAAAUUAUUUAGAUAUAAAAUAUAAUUAUUUAAAUUGGAAUAAUAAGAUCAGUUAUUUACAUAAAAUCGCACAUGGACUUAGAGAUAUACAUGAAACAGAAUUAAUUCAUCGAGAUUUGCAUAUUGGUAAUAUAUUAAGGCUUAAAAAUCAUACUUGUAUAACUGAUAUGGGAUUAUGUAAACCUGCAGACUAUAAUGUACCAGAGAAUGCAAAAAACAAAUUAUAUGGUAUUUUACCUUAUAUUGCGCCUGAAAUUUUAUGUGGACAAAAUUAUACCAAAGCUGCAGAUAUUUAUAGUUUUGGUAUAAUUAUGUAUGAAGUAAUUUCUGGAUUACCUCCAUAUUAUGAUAUAGGCCAUGAUAUAAAUUUAGCAGUGAAAAUUUGUAAAGGACUUAGACCAAGGUUUAAUAUUAAUGUACCCCAAUUGAUUGUGCAUCUAAUCAAAAAAUGCUUGGAUGCAAAUCCAUUAAAUCGACCAAAAGCUGAAGAAAUUGAAAAAACCUUAAGCAAUUGGUUUAGGAAAUCAUAUGAUCUUAGUUAUGCAGAGAUAAAUAAUCAAAUAAAAGAAGCAGAAAUAAUUAAUAAAAAAUCACUGAUUAAUUGUACUACUACUAGUCUAGGAAUAUCAUAUAAAACACAUUCAGAAGCAAUUUAUACCAGUAGAUUACUUAAUUUUAGUAAUCUUCCUGAGCCAAAAAAUUCUGAUGAUUAUUAUGAAGAAAAUGAUAAUAUAAUUAGCAUGAAAUUUUCAGAAUCCUUACAAAUUGAUAUUUCUCAAUUGAAAAAUAACAAUUCUUUUGAACUAAAAAAUUCUGAUGAUAGUAGUCACUAUGAAAAGAAUGAUAAUAUUAAAAUGGAAUCUUCAGAAUUCUUACAAAUUGAUACUUUACUAUUAAAAAUUGAUAAUAAUAAUUUUCCUGAACAAGAUAAUUCUGAUGUUUCUUACGAAAAAAAUGAUAAUAUAAUUAGUAUGGAUUCUUCAGAAUCACUACAAAUUGAUAUUUCCCAAUUGAAUACUAAUAAAGAUGACCAGGAUAGCAAAUCUAAAGGCAAAGAAAAAAUUUAGACCAAUUAUAACUAUUUGCUAUUAUAGUUUAAUAUUUUAAUUAUCAUUAAAUCUUCAGUUGAAAGGUAACAUUUUAAAUUUUAUUGAAAUGCGGUCUUGUUUUUGCUUUUCAAUAAUUAGUGAAUUACAAUUUUUAUAAAACCAUACAAUAUGAGUAGG
Molecule: messenger RNA, 1407 nt
Organism: Rhizophagus irregularis DAOM 181602=DAOM 197198
Lineage: Eukaryota; Fungi; Glomeromycota; Glomeromycetes; Glomerales; Glomeraceae
Source: RefSeq, a predicted model, not a curated record